Pelmatolapia mariae (spotted tilapia) is the source of this 6943-nucleotide messenger RNA. It is a transcript of the gene shc3, whose product is annotated as SHC (Src homology 2 domain containing) transforming protein 3. Gene Ontology annotation, molecular function: receptor tyrosine kinase binding. NCBI's taxonomy places the organism in Eukaryota, Metazoa, Chordata, Actinopteri, Cichliformes, Cichlidae. The transcript is spliced from 12 exons. Gene Ontology annotation, biological process: cell surface receptor protein tyrosine kinase signaling pathway; intracellular signal transduction. The record is from RefSeq and is a predicted model, not a curated record. Gene Ontology annotation, cellular component: plasma membrane. Bases 911 to 2911 code for a protein of 666 amino acids.
AAGUGAUUAGUUUAUGGUGUGUCAUCCUUUUAUCAAACUUUUAUUAGGUCGUCAGUUUUAUGGCACUGUUCAAGACGCAAAUUCCAGCAAAAUAUGAAUGAUUAUUUCACGAAGUUACUAAGACAAUCAAGCUACCUCUCAUCCCUCAUUUCCUUUUCACAGAAAAACAAAUAAGGAGAAAAGAAUUAUGGAGAAUGAAUAUGAGACUGGGGAAUAUAAAAAUUGAUUGGUUCUAGUGUGCUGUAAGUGGGAGGUUUUUUUUUUUUCCUCUCCCUCCAACAGGAAGUGAUUUGCAGUGUUCAGCAAGCCUUUUGUUGAGAAGGUUUUCUCAGAUCAGUGAGUCAUGCUUUAGCUCUGAGCCGGCAGGCAGGCAGGCAGGCAGGCAGCAGUCAGUAGAGGGUAUUUGCUCGUCCCUUGCAGUGUCCGUGAUCAUCAACAACACAGAUCUUUUUCAGUUCUUAACUUUUUGGAUUUUGAGCUAGAAAUCAUCAGCAGCAUCACCGCUGGAAACUAAAAGCUGCACCACAACACUGGAAGCCUUUUAGAGACCUUUCCAUCCUUUUUUCCCCCUCCCUCUGCUUCAGUGUUGUUUCCAUGGAUUGUGUCUGUAUAUUUUUUCUCUGACGGAUUGGAUUGCAGCUCUGGAUUUUACAGAGAGCAGAUUGGACUUUGGCGACAACAGCAGCAGCAGCAGCAGCUCAACACAACCACCACUGUAACCUCAAUAGAGAAAAUUACAGUCAGGUGGCCUGUGAUUGCUAAAAAGGCGUUUGCUGCCUACCGUUGCUGCUAUGUUACAGGAGAGGGUAAUCAGCACCGCUCAGCCACGUCUGCCAGCACGCUUGUGAACGAGGCAGGCUGUGCGCGUUGGUUGGUGGAGAGAGGGGAGAGAGCAAAGAGAGAGAAGGGUAUGCUUCACCGUACCAAAUACAACCGCUUCAGAAAUGAGUCAGUAACAUCCGUCGAUGAGCUUCUUCACGGCCUGUCCAUGAACCCCAAGGUCUCGGCCACCCCCCAGUCUGCAGCCGAGACGUCUUACACACCCCCGACUGAGGUUCAGCCCUCCUCCGCCACUGCUCCUUCCAGCAACCCCACCGGCCACGGCUCUGACCACCUGGAAGAUGGAGGCACCACCCUCUGUACCCUCAUCAACAAGGUGUCCAGCCUGAAAUUCAGCAACUCCGGCAGCUUGCUCGGCAUAAAGGGUCUGCCCUCGGCCGUUAAGGACCUGGCUGUGUCAAAGCUGCAGGGGGGUGGGGGAUCAGGCUCAGGCAGCUCCAGUGGCCCGAGUCCCAGCGCAGCUACAGCGGCAGCCUCUGGUGUGGGUGUCUCUCUGUGCAGUUCGGCCUCCCAUUCAACCCCCUGUUCACAGCUGGAGCCAUCUGUCAGCAUGAGCAAGAAGAGCAGGCUGGAUGAACACCAGCCCAGCGGAGAGGACUGGAAUCCAGGUGGAGGCGGUGGCCUGGUGAGCAAACCCUCCAAAGGAUGGCUACACUCAAACGAGAAGAUCUCUGGUCCCGGAGUCACAUACAUUGUAAAGUAUCUGGGCUGUAUAGAAGUCCUUAGGUCGAUGAGAUCCCUGGAUUUCACUACAAGGUCACAAAUAACAAGGGAAGCCAUCAGCCUGGUGUGUGAGGCUGUUCCAGGGACCAAAGGAGCUCUGCGGAAGAGAAAGCCACCAUCCAAAGCUCUGUCCAGUAUUUUGGGGAAGAGCAAUCUGCAGUUUGCCGGCAUGUCCAUCAACCUCAACAUCUCCACAAGUAGCCUCAACCUGAUGACCCCUGACUGCAAACAGAUUAUAGCCAACCAUCACAUGCAGUCCAUCUCCUUUGCAUCAGGUGGAGAUCCUGAUACAACAGAUUAUGUUGCCUAUGUAGCAAAGGACCCAGUUAACAGAAGAGCAUGCCACAUCUUGGAGUGCUCUGAUGGACUAGCCCAGGACGUCAUCAGUACCAUCGGCCAGGCCUUUGACCUUCGCUUCCAGCAGUACCUGCAGUGUCCCUCAAGCAAGCUGUCGUCCACACAUGACAGGGUAUUAAACAUGGAGGAGUUACCUUGGACGGAGGAAGAGGAGGAGUCAGCAGAGCACCCUUACUAUAACAACAUCCCCGGGAAGAUGCCUCCCCCUGGAGGCUUCAUUGACACCAGGCUGACCAAUCAAAAUGCAGAUGGUUGCCAGAUGGGUCCAGGAUCUGUCGAUCAGACAUAUUACCAAGGGCGGCAAAGCUGGGGAGAUGAAAGAAAGACUUUCUUCAUGCAACAGGGAUCAUUUGAUAUAAGUGGACUCCCAGAGACUAAAGGUCAAGCACCAAAUGCAGAAGAAAUGCCCACCUAUGUGAACACCCAGCAGAUCGAUGCCCAGGUGCUCGCAGCUCUCCAGGCAGAGGCUGAAAAUGUGACAAAGGGCAUGGCAGCUGCAGCCAAAGAGAGCCCACAGAAGGACCUGUUUGAUAUGAAGCCCUUCGAAGAUGCAAUCCAGUCCCAGUCCCAGCCGCUGUCUCAGGGACAGGCCCAGUCCCAGGUACCCGGUCUUCACAAGGCAGCAUCCGUGGACAACUCGAGCCCUCUGCUUGUGCGCUCUCUGGCCUUCCGGGCUCAGGAGGAGCUGGAGGGCCAAAUGUGGUACCACGGUAAAAUGAGUCGCCGCGAUGCUGAGAAACUUCUGAAAAAUGACGGGGACUUUCUCGUCCGUAAGAGCACUACCAACCCAGGGUCCUACGUACUGACAGGCAUGCACAAUGGAAUUGCCAAACACCUACUGCUGGUGGACCCUGAAGGCACGGUACGGACAAAAGAUCACAUAUUUGACAGCAUUAGCCACCUUAUUGGCCAUCACCGUGACAACAACCUGCCGAUUGUUUCAGCCGGGAGUGAACUGUGUCUCCUACAGCCUGUGGGAAGGAAACAGUGAUGCUUGCGAUGCCUGACCGAUAAUAGGAAGCGCUAAAAUGGCCUCUCACUAUGGAGCUUGAAGAUGAAACAUGAGUCGAUGCUUCAAGGCUCAGUUCGCUCAAAGAGUUAUUGAGACAAACUGAUCUGCAGUUACUUAACCAGAGACGCUGGAAGAUGCAGGAGUUGUUAAAGAUGAAAAAAACAAUAGAGAACUGUUAUUAUUUUGUUGUGAUGACUGAAAUGCUAUAUUUUUGACAAGACUUAGGUGCAUUUGGACACAAUAUCUCGAUUUGGUGUUUUAAAAGAUUAAGAAAAAGACUACUGUUCUUGUAGUUUAGACAAAGCGCAAAUCAAACCUCAAAGAGGUAUUAACAAGAGUAUUUUAGAAUAAAAAUCUGAAACUUUAGUUUUGUCUGUCAAGCACAACCACAUUUCUACAGGAACCGUCGGCUAAGAGGUUGAGGAAACGGAAAAGCUCUUUAUAACGAAAUUACGUUCAGAAAAACGUCCUUUAAUCUCACCAACAGCGUGACAGUUUAUUCGAUUAGUCACUAUAAGAAAAACCUAGCUUUUAUUGGGGUUUAGGCCUGAAUGUGUUUUUUUUUUCUUUUCUUUUGCUUUGCAGUUGUCACAAAUUGUUGGGUGGGGGAAGGGGGUGCAAACAGCCACCCUUUCACAGUGCUGUCAAUGGCUUUAACGAUAAAGUUUUUUAUGAAGUAUUUUCUCGUGUCACUGCAGUCGCAUGACUUAAAAUCAACCGUUCUCGUGGCCAUGUUCGUAGACCUUGAUACCCCUUUAUUUGAAAGAGGUGCUUAUGUAUGCUGACACUGUAAAAAAAUAAAAAUAAAAAAGACAAAAAAUAUAUGCUUUUCAAACUAUUUCCGAAUUGGUUUUUCGCUGAAUUCUUUUAGGUGUGUAGUCGGUGAUUAGUUUUGGGGCUUGCAAUGGAUAUUCUCACAUCUUUGAUUCACAUUUUCAGCUUUUUGUGAACCUUUAAAAUCUUAAAUAUUAUUAUUACUAUUAUUAUUUGAAGGAUCUGAAACGAAUAGCACAAAACAAAGUUAGGUCACUUAGUUCACCCGUGUCAGACGAGUGUCUUGCGUUUACGCCAAAUGUUUAAAAUGCUCUCGAUCGUUUUCAGUUACUGUUAGCUUUUGAUUUCUCAGUGUCGACAUCUUAUGAUAAAAACAGUUUUGCCACAUGAUGUCACCCUAGAGUUGGAUAGUUACUCCUGUCAGUUACAUCUGCUUUGGAUAACACUGCGUUUGAAAGGAAAAUACAGCUUUUAAGCCAGUUUUUAACCAUUAAUUUUCAGUUUGCAAUCCACUGUAUGCUCUCAUUCCUCUGGACAGUUUAGUAUUUAUGUUGUUUUUAAAAAGCUCAUAGAAGUGGUACACAGCAGCACUGGAAACUGACUUCUUUUUUUCUUUUAUUUAAUCCUUUUAUCCUUACUAAUGUCAGGACACCGAUGGAUACCAAAUGAAUGGGGCAUUGUAUUUGAUAUGCACUGGAUCACUUCAGUUGAACCCAAAUCAGCAUGUGUUCAAUGAGUUUGACAAGACAGAUGCAAUGUAAUAUAAUGUGCCUGUGUUUUGCUGCAAGAGGGAGUGUACAGUACAUGCAUCUCACAACCCACAGCACUGGGGUCCUUGUGAAAAUUUUAAAAAACAACAACAACAAAAAAAACAUCCACCACAUCCGUUUUGGGUUAAUGUGUUUGAUUCAUUGUGUCCCAAUGGAGAAGGACACAAAGAGAAUUUUGUCAUUUACUUUUGCAUUCUCCACUUCUUUGCGACAUAAUUUCAUCAAAUCAAAUAACUCUGAAGAAAGAAUAAUGUGCUAAAUUAUUUAAAAGCACUCUGCUAAUGUAAAAAAAAAAGAAGCUUUAUUUCUAAAAUCUGAAAUUGUAGGAACACUUUGGGAAAAUGCACAAAAUUCCAAACAAACAAAGCGUAUAUCAAAAGCAACCGUACUCGAAUCUCGCCGAGGAUCAGCUUUGAGACUUAAAGAAAUGACCAAACUCCUCACUGGGACAAAAACUAAGAACAUGGCGUCUUUCCAGAUUUCUGUUGAUGAAAAUGUGCCUUUUAUUUGUACAACGUUUGUUUUUAAUUUCUCCUUUCUCUCUUCCUUCAAAGUGCAAUAGCUGAUCUUCAAUGGGGCAUGCCUGUUCACUAGAGGUUGUGUUUUUGCCCUGCUGCGUGUUGCUGCUUGAGACUACUGUUCCCUCUCACUAUCUGUCUCCCACCCUCCCUCCCUCCCUCUCUAUUAUAUAUUAUAAAUGUAUCAUUUUGAGAUUCUAAAUAUAAAUCUUUGUCAGAGGAAAUCACACAGAAACUCACUAUUUUGGGACAGUUAUUUAAAAAAAACUGGGGGGAAAAAAGGAAAUAAAAACAUAGAGACAAGAAGUCCAAAUGAUGUUUACAGAUUUAAUCUUUUGGUUGUAUUAGUUAAUCAUUAUUCUGUAUGACUGUUGGCAAUAAAACCGUGAAUGUGUAGAAUCGCUGUUGUUUCUCUGCUGUAAUAGUUUCGGGUAUUAAUAUUUCUGCUCAUGAGUCACAGAUUUCUCAUCUAAAACGCGCAGGUGGUUUUAAUUUACCCACAUUCACAUAUACUUGUCUUUGAGAUGUGUUACUCUGGGUCAUCCACAGUCCGCACUAUUUAUAUUAGUUCCCAUGAAAAGUAAGAGUAAAUAAGUUCCAGGUGCGGUCUGUGGAUUGUCCACAGUGACUGGAAAUUAGUUUUAGGAAAUAGAUAUUGUGAGCCACAGAAAACACAACUUAGUGUAUAUGCAUUGUGUGUUAGAUUGCCUCCAGAAAUCUUUAAAACAUAAUAUUUUACAUCUCUAUUUUUCUUUUUUGUGUGCAUUUUCAGCCUUUAUUAGAUGGUGCAGUACAGGUAGUGGACAGGAAAGCAGGGAAAAGAGUUGCGGUAAGGACAUGCAGAAAAUGGUCUGGGUCAGACUCAGAGCCGAACCUCUGCAGCAGCCUUCAGCACUGAGUCACCUGUACAGCCAGGUGAGCUACAGCGAGACCCAUGCUUCUAAAUCUUGACUAACAAAAUCAAAAGCAUGGCUAGAUUACACAGUAAAUACUUUUUUUGGUGAACCAAGCCUUUAUAAGUUCCUUUCAUAUACAAAGCAGAGCUGCACUCUCUUGGCCACAAGGUGAUUCUAAUGAAUUGUUACACAGUAAAUUUAAUAGUUUUCCAUUUUAAUUUACUGAGUGAAAGCUGAUUUUUUUUUUAUCUAACAUGAAUAUCUGCAAUUUGUAUUUCACAUGCUACAUUCACGUGCCUCUUUAGUCUUCAGCUUUCUAGCGUCAUGCUUUUAAAGCUCAAAACAAACGCACACAAAGAACAGCUGUAGCUGCAUAGAGAACAUGCAGCAGUACUGAGUAAGACCAGCAGAUGGAGCCCUUGUAUCACGAACGCUUUCAUUUUGAGCACAAUGCUACUGAUAUAAUACAAAAAAAGCACCUGUUUGUUUCUUCACUAUGAGUAACUCUUGCCUUGGUUAUUAUACAAUGCAGAUUACAGCAACUGCCCAGCAUACUGUAGGAUUACUGAGUAAAUACAAACUACGUAGAUUAAUAAAUACCUUCAGCUGUGUGUCAUUGCAAUAAUAAUAGUCUACAAUCAUUCUUCAUUACAUUGGUUUUUGCAGGGAUAUAAUUGCACUUAUUUGGUAACUGCGGGUAAAUUUUCACUUCUAAUUUAUCAUAGGAGCUCACAGCUGCAACUAUGGAGGUAAAAGUCAUUUCUGUUGAGGGUAAGAGCACCAGUCAUCUGUGGAAGUGACUGUUAUCCAGCAAAAAAACAAACCCAACAACAAAAAAAAGGACAAUAUGACUCCAAACUCUUGAGCACUCCAAAGUUUUGAGCACUGGAGGCUGGACUUGAAAGAGCCAUACAUUACAGAUGAUGAACAUAUAGCAAAAAGAAACCACUGCCCUGCAGCUAAUGUCAGAAAUCUACCCUUCAUUUAAAGAAACCCUUGUUUUGGGAACAAUGCUCUCCGUUGUGACUGCUGCACAAGCCCGUAAGCUCAGAG